Homo sapiens (human) is the source of this 13343-nucleotide messenger RNA. It is a transcript of the gene ELL, whose product is annotated as elongation factor for RNA polymerase II. The transcript is spliced from 13 exons. Lineage: Eukaryota; Metazoa; Chordata; Mammalia; Primates; Hominidae. Bases 9788 to 11254 code for a protein of 488 amino acids. Gene Ontology annotation, cellular component: nucleus; nuclear speck; Cajal body. Gene Ontology annotation, biological process: snRNA transcription by RNA polymerase II; transcription elongation by RNA polymerase II. The record is from RefSeq and is a predicted model, not a curated record.
AGAACCGCCUGGGUCUCUGAGGGCCUCAGGGGCAGCCUUGGUGAGUGUGGCCGACCACCGGAGGAGGAAGGACGGUCCUCCUGGGUCCUGAGUGUGUGCCUUGGUAGCUUGGCAAGCUGCCAUCUCCUUCUGACCUGGGUCACAUCCACAGUGGACACUCCCAGGACCGCACCCCCACUCUGGGUCACAGAGUACAUCUUGGGUGGGUCUGUUGUACAUAGACUGUUAGAAACGGGGCAGAGUGGCCUGAGGACGAGGUGCUCAGCAGCCUCUCUCUUCCUGCCCCUGUUGAGCCAGUGCCUGACACUGACCGCCCUUGGGGCCCUGAGCUAAGCUUCACACAGAAGCCCCUCCCCAGAUUCCUUCCCAGGUUGCAGGGCUCCCACCCGAGGUGGAGCCCCCUCUGCAGGGCAGCCUGGGGGUGUUUGUGCUGUGGGGCUUGUUGCUUCCUGCCAAGGUCAGCAGGGGGUGGCUGUGCUCUCAGGGAGAAACAGUGGCUGAGGGGCUUCGUGAUGCAUCCAGGAGAGUGCCUUAACUGUUUUCAUCCCCGUAGCUUGCUUUCUUUUUUUUUUUUUUGAGACAGAGUCUCGCUCUGUCGCCCAGGCUGGAGUGCAGUGGUGUGAUCUUGGCUCACUGCCACCUCUGCCUCCUGGGUUCAAGCAAUUCUCCUGCCUCAGCCUCCCAAAUAGCUGGGACUAUAGGCGUGUGCUACCACGCCCGGCUAAUUUUUUGUAUUUUUAGUAGAGAUGGGGUUUCACCGUGUUAACCAGGAUGGUCUCAAUCUCCUGACCUCGUGAUCCGCUCGUCUUGGCUCUCAAAGUGCUGGGAUUACAGGUGUGAGCCACCGCGCCCGGCCCAUCCCCGUAGCUUUCCCAGUGACUGUGAAUGUGGCACGAAUUUGGGCAAGGGAUACCCUCUGCCUCCAACCACCAGGCCUCAUGGGGCACCCUGGGCUGGGCCUGAAUCUCGCCUCUAAGAUGAGCCUUAGAGUUGGGGGCCAGACCUGGUCUCCCUGGUCUCCCUGGUCUCCCUGGCCCUGGGAGGAGAUGGGCUCCCAUAGUGGAGUGUUAGCUGUUUUCAGGGGAGAGGUGGAGGCAGCUGGAAAGCUUGGGUGCACUGGGGCUCGGCAGAAGGGGCCAGUCUGCUCUGUGGUGAGGCUGAGGACGGGUGGCCUUGGGAGUGUGGCAGAGAGGAGGCGCUCUAAUAGCAGUUGAGCUUGGAAGGCCCAAAAGUGAGGUGGCCCUACAGACUGACAGGUCGAAGGCACACACAUGGCCUUGUCUGCAGGGGAGUUGAGAUGGAGGCCUGGAGGGGCCUCCUGGGGAGAGGAGAGCCCAUGGGCCGCUUCUGCUGGGCUCCAAAUAGUCCCAUGGAGGUGAAUGGGGUUUGGGACCUCCUAGCUGCCUGAGCAGGAAGCACAGUGGCAAGGCAGAGCUGCAUUCUCAGGGACCCAACCCCCACAGAGGCCUGGCCUGGGCUCUGAUGAGGGGAUGGCCCAUGUCAGGCCCUAGAGCGUUCUCAUUCACCUCAGAAACGUCAGGAACCCAGGGCUAGGAGAGGCCCAUGCUGUGCCCUGGAGGACCCCAGUGACCUAGGUCAGUCCCUUAGCUUCUUCCAUUGUCAGAUGUGAUCAGAUCAUGGUCACUGUUGUCUGGGGGAAAGCAGUUGUUAUCUGGCACCGCAGACCAUGGGCAGAAGGCAGGUUUGGUGAGAGGGCAGUUUCUCGAAGGCCUUCCGUUCAAAAUUCCUAGGUCCAGUACCUGUUGUUGGUGAGUUUUAGUGAAUGAUUAAAAAGAAAAACAAAACCCCACCAAACUCUUGCACUCCUCUUGAGGAGCACAGGUGGAGGCAAAAGAGCAUUGGUUGUGAAGCCUCAUGUGCUUCCUUGCCGGUUUUGUUAUGUUUUGUUUUGUUUUGUUCUAAAGACAGUAUCUCUCUCUGUCACCCCUGCCGGAGUGCAGUGGUGGAACCAUGGCUCACUGCAGCCUCGAUCGCCUGUGCUUAGGUGAUCCUUCUGCCUCAGCACCUGAGUAGCUGGGACUGCAGGUGCGCAUUACCACACCUGGCUAAUUUUUAAAUUUUUUAUUUUUCUUUCUUGAGACUGAGUCUCACUCUGUUGCCCAGGCUGGAGUGCAGUGGUAUGAUCUUGGCUCACUGCAACCUCCCCCUCCCAGGUUCAAGCGAUUUUCUUGCCUCAGCCUCCCGGGUAGCUGGAAUUUCAGGCACCUGCCACCACGCCUGGCCAAAGUUUGUGUUUUUAGUAGAGAUGGGGGUUUCACCACGUUGGCCAGGCUGGUCUCGAACUCUUGACUUCAAGUGAUCCACCCACCUCGGCUUCCCAAAGUGCUGGGAUUACAGGCGUGAGCCACCACAGCGUCUGGCUGCCAAACGGGAUUCUGUGCCCAUCACACUGGCACUUGCAGAUUUGCUCUGUUUCAGACACUGCAGAGUGCGCUAGAGGGGACAGAGGGGCCUGACACUGUGGCCCAGGUGCCCAUGGAGUGUACUUGUGCAGCAGGUGCCCACAUACGACAGCGUCUUUCCCUGUUUGAAGAAAGGCAGAUGCAAAAGGUGGAAUAAUAAGGGGGAAAGGCAAAGUUAAGGUGUUGGCAGGAGGGCUUGUGCCAGGCAUGGGUUGCAUGGCUCUGAGAUGCACUGUCCUGGAAGCAGGCCUGGGCCAUGCCUGGAGAUUGACCCAUGGAGGUGCAGGCAGGGUGGGCAGGGCAGGCAGGGUGCUUGUCCCUCCCUUGGAGGGAGACUUCUGUCUGUCUGAUGAAGCAGGGCUCAGGGACAUAGAAGCACUGUAACUUGAAGAAUUGUGUAGUAAAUGUUUGUCAUAUCCUGCUACCCUGGGAUCAUGUGAGGUUGGAUAAGUUGUGAAAUCUUCAUGGGGACCCCAGGGCUCAGUUUUCCUGUGAGGUUGGGAUGAGGUCUGCUGUGACCUCGGGCAGCCCUGUCCUCUCUCAGUACCUCAUUUUCCUCAGUUGUAACAACCGGAACCCGAUCCCAUGCAGUUUAGGAUGAGAGUGGGUUAGUGAUGGAGGCUGGCCGUCUGUGGUACCACGAGUCCUUGCGUGUGAUUUGGCUGUGAUUUCUACGGACAGGGAGUCCAAGCAGCUCCCCCACCCCCAGCUAUGACGCAGGAAUGGACAGACAUCUGAGGGGCUUCCCAUGAGACACAGGCCACUUUCUGCUCACCUGCUGAGCGCCUUCUGGAAGAAGGACCUGGAUAGUGUCCAAAAACCCUGCACUGCAACUGCCAGGUGGGCGGUGGCAUCCGGGGAAUAUCCAGGGAGCAUCUGUGGUCAUGACCCAGGGUGCAUGCAGACAAAGGAAUCUGAGAGACCCUUCACUGGGGGCUGUGGCAGCCACGGGUGUAGGCAGGAGUUACCCAGAGCUGCUAGUUUGGGAGGGGAGAGGGGAGUUGGUAAAGAAUGGCAGUUUGGAGGAUUUUCCUAAAAUAGAGCUAUUUAAAAAAAAGAUGGGAGUGUGAUGGCUCACGCUUAUAAUCCCAGCACUUUGAGAAGUUGAGGUGAGAGGAUCGCUUGAGCCCAGGAGUUUGAGACCAGCCUGGGCAACACAGGGAGACCCCCACCUCUACAAAAGAGUUAAAAAAACAACGUAGCUGGGCAUGGUGGCACAGCUGCUUGGGGAUAAGGUGGGAGGAUUCUUGAGCCCAGGAGACUGUGGCUGCAGUGAGCUGUGAUAGUGCCACUGCCCACUGCCUGGGCAACAGAGUGAGGCCCUGUCUCAAAACAACAGCAGCAACAACAACAACAACAACAACAACAACAACAAAAACCAAAAAGAUGGGAGGAACUAAGACACAAAAUCAAGACCCACCCAUAAAAGAAAAAAAUUGAAAAAUUCCACUCCAUCAAAAUUAAGAACUUCUGUAUUUUGAGAGAUACUGUUAAGAGAAUGGAAAGGCAGUCCAGGCGCAGUGGCUCACGCCUGUAAUCCCAGCAUUUUGGGAGGCCGAAAUCACUUGAGGUCAGGAGUUUGAGAUCAGCCUGGCCAACAUGGUGAAAACCCGUCUCGACUAAAAAUACAAAAAAAUAAGCUGGGUGUGGUAGUACGCACCUGUAGUCCCAGCUACUUGGGAGGCAGAGGCAGAGGCAGAGGCAGAGGCAGGAGAAUUGCUUCAACCCAGGAGGCGGAGGUUGCAGUGAGCUGAGAUCACACCACUGCACUUCAGCCUAGGUGACAGGGCGAGACCCUGUUUAAAAAAAAAAAAAAAAAAAAAAAAAAAAGGAAUGAAAAGACAAGCCAUGGACUAGGAGUAAAAUGUAAAAUUUAUCUGAUAAAGCUCUUGUAUAUAAAAAAAAAAACCUCAAAACUUAGUAAGAAAAUGACCCAAUUUUUAAAAAUGGGAUAAAGAUUUGUACAGCUUCACCACUGAAGCUAGAAGAAUGGCACAUUAGCCUGUAAAAAGAUGCUCAACAUGCUUAAUCAGCAGGGAAACCCAAACAUGAACCUCCACGAGCUGUCACUGCACCACACACCUACCAGAAUGGCUGACAUUUUAAAUAAGCUGACAGCACUAAAUGUUGACGUGGAUGGGGAGCAACAGGAACUCUCAUUCGCUGCCGGCGGCAGUACAAAAUGGUACAGCAACUUUGGGAGCCAGCCUGGCAGUUUCAUAUUAAAUUAAAUGUACACCUACUCUGUAACCCAGCAGUCGGGCUCCUGGGUGUUCACCAAGUGAAAUGAAAACACGUCCACAGAAAAACCUGUCCAUGAGUAUUUAUAGCUGCUUGAUUCAUUAAUUCUCCAGACUGGAAACAACCUGUGUCCUUCAUCCAGCAAAUGGAUGCACGGGAAGGUGGCGUAUUUAUACUGCGGGGCAACACACAGGAUGGAUCUCAAAGGCGUCAUGCUGAGUAGGUGGUUGGCUGAAUCAUGGCCACAGCAGAUUCCAGGAACCUGUGAGUGUAACCUUCUGUGGAAAAAGGGACUUUGCAGAUGAGAUUAGGUUAAGGAUCUUGAGAUGGGGAGGUUACCCUGCAUUAUCUGGGUGGUCCCUGUUUGUCAUCACAAGUGUCCUCGUAAGAGAGGGACAGAUUUAAUGUAGACAGAAGAGGACUUGAAGGCUGCAUGACCCCAGUGGGCAGAGAUUAGGGUGAUGCAGCCACAAGCCAGGGAGUGCCUGAGCCUGCAGCAGGUGAAGAGGCCAGGAAAGGUCCUCCCCUAGAGCCCCCAAAAGGAGGGAGCCUGCUAACACUUGGAUUUCAGACUUCUGGCCCCCAGUCCGUGAGAGAACCAGUUUCCAUUGUUUUAAGCCACAAGUUUAUGCUCAGUUGUUGCAAGGACCACGGGAAACUCAUCUUAUGUGAUUCCAUUGAUAAGACUUUCUGGAAAGGCAAAACCAUAGGGACAAAAAAACAGAUCCAGGAUUGCUGAGGGUGCGGGGAGGGUCAGUCUCCAAGUGGGGAUGCAGGAAAUUGGGCAGAAAGGAAGGUGGCCUGCUCAGCGUGCUGUCCUGGGAAAAGCAAGCAAGGUGCGUGGAGCGUGUAGAGGCCACAGUUUUGGGCAAUCUGCAUAUUUUUGUCUACAAGAUUUCUGAAAAACCCUUUUCCAUAAGCUUUCUAUGCACCUUCGUGAAUGCAGAUAGAAAUAUCUGCUGCGGGCUGGGUGCGGUGGCUCACACCUGUAAUCCUGGCACUUUGGGAGGCUGAGUCUGUCGAGUUGCUUGAACCUAGGAGUUCAAGUCCAGCCUGGGCAACAUGGCAAAACCCUAUCUCUACAGAAAAUAGAAAAAUUAGCCAGGUGUGUUGGUGUGUGCCUGUGGUCCCAGCUACUCGGGAGCUGAGGCAGGAGGAUCACCUGAGCCUAGAAGGUCGAAGCUGCAGUGAGCCGUGUUCACACCACCGCACUCCAGCCUGGGUGACAGAGUGAGAGCUUAUCUCCAAAAAGAAAGAAAGAAAAAAAAUACUUGCUAUGCCGGCCACUGAAUUACACUUGGCUUGUAGCCAGUUGGAGUCCCUUUCCUGCUCUUACAGGCCCACCUGGCCUGCUGAACACACCAUCUGUCCUCCCAGGCUGGCAGAGGAGCUGCCGUGGGUCCUGCCCUCUGCUCUGCCCUGACCGUGGCCACCUGGUUCCCUAGGCUGGAACCAGUGAGGUCCACAAUGUGUCUGUCCAAGUUCCCUAGCUCGUCCCUGAGCCAACCAAGCUCACUGGGCAGAUCUUCCUUUGUUUUGUAGUUCACGGAGACAGCCCCACUCAGUCACUGUCUAAACUCUCCGUGGCCUCAAUGUCCUGCUCCAGUCCUGCCAGGAAGUCUCAAGGAGGAUUCCUGAAUAGCGUUUCCCAAUCAUUUGUGCUUUACUGGAAAGGGGGGGCCUGUUGUGGGGAGGCCACCGUCCAGGGCUCUUCCCGGGACUUCACCUUCCCUCUGCUGGACCACACGCCGUGGCUUGGCAGGGUGACCCAGCUCUGUAAGAUCAGGACGUGUGUGCUGACACUGGUGCUUGGGAGAGUCAGCAAGAUGGACUUCUGAAGAAGGAACAGAUGCAUUCCUUUCUGUCAUUUCCUGCAUCAGGGGUGGGGUGGCAGGCCUUGCCCAGUAGACAGCAGGGAGAACGUGCUGCCUGGGGAGAGUGGGCACUUCUGCUGAGUGGGUGCUUCUGGAGGGUGGUGGGAAGGAUCAUGUGUCUUUGGGGCAGCCUUGGCACCUGCUGCCUUGGGCCUCAUUGUCCCCAGGCUGGUAGCAGGUAUCCUGGGACCUGGCCAGAUUGGGCCCCGUCCAUCUGUCUGUGUGUCUCAUCUCUUCACUGUGCCCUCUCCCUAGUUUCUGUCUUUGCUGGAGAGUUUUUAAAACAAUCCUAGAUUUUUUUUUUUUUUUUUUUUUGAGAUGGAGUCUCACUCUGUCGUGCAGGCUGGAGUGCAGUGGCUUGAUCUCAGCUCACUGCAACCUCCGCCUACCGGGUUCAAGCAGUUCUCCUGCCUCAGGCUCCCGAGUAGCUAGGAUUAUAGGCGUAUGCCACCAUGCCUGGCUAAUUUUUGUAUUUUUAGUAGAGAUGGAGUUUCACCAUGUUGGUCAGGCUGGUCUUGAACUCCUGACCUCAAGCAGUCCACCUGCCUCAGCCUCCCAAAAUGCUGGGAUUACAGGUGUGAGGUACCAUGCCUGGCCAACAAUCAGAUACGUUCUUCUUCACCCGUAACUUUUCCAUUUAUAUUUUAUAUUUGUUGAAGGGAGCAGGUCUUUUUUCCCAUAGAUUUUUCUGCUUUCUGCUCUGAUGGUCGCUUCCCGUGGCAGGGUCAGCCCAGGGCUUCUCAGCCCCUGCACUGCUUGACAUUUGGGGCAGGAGGUUCUGUGUUGCCUGCAGUGUGCUGAGCAGCAUCCCUGGCCUCCCCCGAGCCAGAUGGUGGGGACUGUCCCCGCCCUCAGUGGUGAGGACCAGAAAUGGCUCCAGACAUUGCCUCGUGCCCUGGGGAAGAUUCACCCACCACACUUCCUGUAAACUGGUCACUCGGCCUGGAGGUGGAUUUCGUAAGCCACUUCCUGUUGCUUCAUCCCCGGAAGUGCUCUUUGCCGGAGGGGAGAGGAUCAGGGGAUUCUGGCCCUGGAGAGGUUCCUCCUCACCCUUUCCUCUGUCUCAGCAUUGAGGACUCUCACUGCCUCCCAGGCUCUGCACCCUCGACCCUUUUCCCAAAGGCAUUGCUGUCUUUACAGGAGUGUCCUCAUUGAGGGGGAGCUGCCUACAGGAGUCUCCCAGUCUGUGUUCAGUAGCCCCAGUGGGCGCCCAGGCCAAGUGACCGCAGGGCGCAGGCAUCACUGCCCUGCUGUGUUGAGGUCUGUUCUCCGAGUCAGGGUCUGAAGUCCAGUUGGGUCUGGGGAGCACCAGCCUCGGCACAGCUCAGUGCCUGCCUGUCCGGCCUUGAAGACCCAGCUGACCUGCUGACUGUGUCAGGCCAGCUGUGGCGGCCCUACCAGGCUCCCCAGCUCCCACCUGGGGCCCUGGCCUGAAGUACAGCAGCGGGGGUGACUUUGUAUCUCAGGAGCUCCCAGUUCCAUACCUCAUGCUGGGUAAUGAAAGUUGGAUUUUUGCCACUCGAGGGCCUGAGAGGACUUGUGGGGGUGAUGACCCCUCAGAGGGUCUACAGAGACUGGGCAGGCGGUGGCCUGAGGCAUGGCUCUCCCCUGCUGGGUGUUCUUGGGUGUGAGAUGGGCAGUACCCUGCAGGUGUCAUGUGCUACUGAGUUACCCCGUUAUUUAAUUAAUGCAGCCUGAGGCCAACCCCAAAGCUUCUAAGGCAGCAGGGAAAUCACCUGUGCUACAGUCUGUUCCUGACCCUCUGUCCUGCUUCAUAGAUGAGGUAACGAGGCGCUUGGCCCCCCUGACAAGGGUUCGGCCAUGACACCACGCAUGUUGGCUCUGGAGGGAGCAGCCAGAAGAGGGUGUGGUGGGCCACAUGCUGUCAGGCGUCCCCACCAGGCCAGGCUGGUGAGCACAGAGGGUGACAGCUGGUCCCACCGUGAAGGGACCUAGCUGGCUCUGCCUGUCUGCAGCCGACACUCACCUCCUGGGCCCUUGAUUGGCUUGUCAGGGCACUGCACCCCAGCUGCUUUCUGUGUUUUUUCUCAUCCCCCCCACCCAGUCCUUGUGUUCUCAUCACCAUCUAUUUAGCACCCCACAUUCAAAACCCCAGCCUCACUACCGUAAUUUAUGCCUUGAAUGAUCUUUUGCAGAAACAUCAUAAGAAAAAAGCCUUUUCUAUUCAUGCAUGCUCACUGUGCCCGCGUCAUCCUCUGCAAAUCCAUAGGUCCAUUUAGGGUCACUCUCCCUCCUUCUGAAGAACUUCUAGAACCUUCCUCACAGUGCAGGCCAGAUGCUGACAGAAGAUUCUCUCAGCAUUUGUUUGAGCGAAUCUUUAUUUCCCUUUCUCUUUUCACUGGGCAUGGAAUUGUGGUCUGGCGGUGUUUCUCCCUCAGCACUUUGAAGAUGCCCUCCCAGUGUCGGGGCUGGCUCCUGAUGUGCAGUGUCGGCACCUCGGCACUUGGGGCGACUGUUGUGGCUGUGCUGAUUUGCUCAUGAUGCGCCACGACCUGGUAGUUUUCCUGCUGGGGGUUGACAAGGCUUCUUGGGUCUGUGGAUUUAUAGCAUUUGUUACAUUUGGGAAUCUCUGGCCACUCUUUUCUCAGAUCCCCCGCCUGCCCUCAGGACUCCAGUUACUUGCACGUGGGAUCCCCUGCUGUCGUCCGCAGGUCACCGAGGUGGUGUUCGUUUCCUGUAGGCUUCUUACUGUGGGAUUCAUCUAGGUGGCUCCUGUGGCUUUGUCUUCAAGUUCGCUGCCCUUUUCUUCUGUGGUGCCUGCUGUGACUUCCACCUAGUGGCCGUUUCAUUCCGAUCCUCCGUGUCUCAGCUCCAGAAGCCCCUCGUGGCUCUCUCACGAUACCCAACUCGCCGUGUGUGUGUCAGAGAAUGUUGCUCCUGUGCCCUGAGUCAACAAAGACGGCCCCUGUGAGCUCAAGGGCAGUUGGGAAGGUGUAGCGAACAUCCUGUAAAACGUCCCAUCUUGAUUCUGUUUCACUGAGGCCAUCUAUCCGAUUUCAAGGAAGCCAAGGGCACAUCUCCAUCCCCCAGCCUGACUGCCCCGCAGAGGCGCGGACGUUCUCCUUCUACCUCUCCAACAUCGGCCGCGACAACCCCCAGGGCAGCUUCGACUGCAUCCAGCAGUAUGUCUCCAGUCAUGGGGAAGUUCACCUGGACUGCCUGGGCAGCAUACAGGACAAGAUCACGGUGUGUGCCACCGACGACUCCUACCAGAAGGCGCGGCAGAGCAUGGCCCAGGCGGAGGAGGAGACGCGGAGCCGAAGUGCCAUUGUCAUCAAGGCUGGAGGCCGCUACCUGGGCAAGAAGGUUCAGUUUCGGAAACCAGCCCCAGGUGCAACAGACGCGGUGCCCUCCCGGAAGCGGGCAACCCCCAUCAACUUGGCGAGUGCCAUCAGGAAGAGUGGUGCCAGUGCCGUGAGUGGGGGCAGCGGGGUGUCCCAGAGGCCCUUCCGUGACCGAGUGCUGCACCUCCUGGCACUACGGCCCUACCGCAAGGCUGAGCUGCUGCUGCGACUGCAGAAGGACGGCCUGACGCAGGCGGACAAGGACGCGCUGGAUGGCCUCCUCCAGCAGGUGGCCAACAUGAGUGCUAAGGACGGCACGUGUACACUGCAGGACUGCAUGUACAAGGAUGUGCAGAAGGACUGGCCUGGCUACUCGGAGGGGGACCAGCAGCUGCUGAAGCGGGUGCUCGUCCGGAAGCUGUGCCAGCCACAGAGCACUGGCAGCCUCCUUGGAGACCCUGCUGCCUCCAGCCCCCCAGGCGAGCGUGGGCGCUCGGCCUCGCCCCCACAGAAGCGGCUGCAGCCUCCUGAUUUCAUCGACCCCCUAGCCAACAAGAAACCCCGGAUAUCGCACUUCACUCAGAGAGCUCAGCCUGCCGUCAACGGGAAGCUGGGCGUGCCCAAUGGCCGUGAGGCCUUGCUGCCCACCCCGGGCCCACCAGCCAGCACGGACACCCUCAGCUCCAGCACUCACCUGCCCCCGCGGCUGGAGCCCCCGAGGGCCCACGACCCCCUGGCCGAUGUCAGCAAUGACCUGGGCCACAGCGGCCGAGACUGUGAGCACGGAGAGGCGGCUGCCCCAGCCCCCACUGUGCGCCUCGGCCUGCCCCUGCUGACGGACUGUGCCCAGCCCAGCAGGCCACACGGCAGCCCCUCGCGCAGCAAGCCCAAGAAGAAGUCCAAGAAGCACAAAGACAAGGAGAGGGCGGCUGAGGACAAGCCCCGGGCCCAGCUUCCAGACUGUGCACCUGCCACCCAUGCCACCCCCGGAGCCCCAGCAGACACCCCAGGUUUAAACGGAACCUGCAGCGUUUCCAGUGUUCCCACGUCCACGUCGGAGACGCCUGACUACUUGCUGAAGUACGCAGCCAUCUCCUCUUCGGAGCAGCGCCAGAGCUACAAGAACGACUUCAAUGCCGAGUACAGCGAGUACCGCGACCUGCACGCCCGCAUUGAGCGCAUCACGCGGCGGUUCACCCAGCUCGACGCCCAGCUCCGGCAGCUCUCCCAGGGCUCCGAGGAGUAUGAGACUACUCGAGGGCAGAUUUUGCAGGAAUAUCGAAAAAUCAAAAAGACCAACACCAACUACAGCCAGGAGAAGCACCGCUGCGAGUACCUGCACAGCAAGCUGGCCCACAUCAAGAGGCUCAUCGCCGAGUACGACCAGCGGCAGCUGCAGGCUUGGCCCUAGCCGCCCUCCCCGAUGGCGGGGAUCUGGGAGGGUCGGGGGAGCAAAAGGCGGUGAGAGAGGAUUUAUUUAAAAAAAUAAACCCGAGGAAGAUGCUCAUCUGAGCCAGCACCGCCGGCUUUCAGGGCAGCCCCUGCAGACGUCUGGCCCUGGCGGGUGGCUGCAAGCCCACCUCGGCCCUCCCUGCGCUUCCUGAGCAGUCCCUGCUUAUGAUGGGCUCCCCAGGAAGCCCACUGCCUCCUCCCUGGCUGCAGCCUCCGGGGUUCAGCCUCCUGUCUCGCCAGAAGACUCCUAGGCCCUUGGGGUGGCGCGCCUGCCUUUUCUAGUUUUAUACAAAGACAGCCACUUUUAGCUACUGCUAAUGAGACUUGAGUCUAUUUUUGUACAAAAGAGAAGCAAAAUCUUUUUUCUAAACCUGUGCCUCCCUCUCCUCGGACACCCAGGGUCUAGCCGCUGCCCUGGGUCCUGCCUGCAGUAUUACAGAGGUCGUCGAAAGGUGCAGCUGCGUUCUGAGGGCGUGGGGAAUGGGCAGGUGGCCUCUGCUGGUCUCUGGCUCUACGUUUAGGCACCCCUUUCCCCAGCCUCUCCUCCUUGGGCAGGGUCUCUGCUCCAGCAAGCAAACAGGGUGGCCCAGGUGGCUAUUUUGAGAACUCCAGCUGGUGCCCCCAGACAGCUGCUCAGAGCCAAGGGGGCAGAGGGCUUUCAGCGCCCCCAGGCCUGCCCUGCUAUUUCAGGCCCUCAGCUGUCGGGGGCCACUGUGUUUCUGUGCUCCAAGUUGAGACUCGGCCGCAGCGGCGUCAGACUUUUCUUUGCGAUGUCCUCGGUUUCCCAUUUGUUGCUGCUGCUGCUCAUUCCACACUGUUGAGACCUUGUGGUCUCGAUGCUGCUGGCCUCCCUCCGUCCCUCUGUCCACUUGUGGGUCCUGGGGUCGUCUUAGCAGAGCCACCGCCAAGGUUUGCACUCAGGGAGGGGCUGAUGGAGGGCUGGGCGCCAUGGGGUCAGGGAGGCCCCAGGGACCCAUGGGCAGAGCUGGGGAGCCAGGAGGAUGGGUCUGCCUGCUCUGGGGGUGCAGGCUCUGCAGACACCCCAAUUGCUGCUCUGUUGCUGUGCCUAGUCUAGUGUCCCCCAAAGCAUCGGGGGGCCACGCAAGUGUGGGUGUGUGAGUGUGCGUAUGUGGGGACCCCCCAGGGCAUGGUGGGGUCUGAGGCGUGUGUUCCCAUUUAGGGCUGAAUGAAGCCAUGACUUGGAAAGGUGGUGGGGGGUGGAUGGCGGCUGUGACUCAGGGCCCAGGGAUCACAUGGGGGUCACUGCUGCCAUCAGCAGUCAGGCAGGGAGAACAGAAAUGCAAAAAUACAGAUGUCUAUUUUUCUAAACUGGGGGGUGGAGGGGUGCCUCCUGACAGCUUCCAAAGAGCUGACUGUGGAGGGCCCACAGUGUAUCCCACCCCUGCCCGAGAGUCUCUCUCCUUUGGGACCCCCGGGUUCCCAGAGCUCCGAGGAAACUGAUCCUUCAUGUUUCAAUAGCUGUUGUUGUUUUUCUCUUUGGGCCGGGCCGGGCCGGGGAAGGGCCGAGCAGGCUCCAGGAGGCCUCCAGAGUCAGCUGGACCUUGCUGUGUCGCCCGCAGGCAGCCCUGCAGACACCGGUGAGGUGGGAUGAUUUCAGGAGGUCCCAGCCCGGGACUGCCCGCCCCUCUGCCCUGGGAACCAGUCCAAGGGGCUGUCAGUUGAAUUUGCCUUUUUGUUGUUGUUGUUGUUUUUGUUGUUUAUUUGUUCUCCUUUUAAGGAAUUAUGAAGCUAAGAAAAGUUUUGUGUUUUGGGGGUUGGUGGACAAAGUUCUAGCUGAUUAAAUAUGGUCUAACUUAUUGAUACUAUUUUUUUUUCUUUUAAUGUUGUACUGUGGAGAAAAACUAUUUUGAGCCAUGGGGUUGGUGUUUACAAGAACUUUCCACUUUUGCCAAAAUGUUACAAUUGAAAGGCAUCUAUCUGCGUCUUCAGUUUCCUGAUAUUUUCUUAAAAGAUCUAGUGUCCUUUUUGUACACUAAACAGGUGAAUGCUGACUUUUUUCAUUCUCCAAUAAAUUUCACUGAACUGAA